Molecule: messenger RNA, 1273 nt
Organism: Clunio marinus
Lineage: Eukaryota; Metazoa; Arthropoda; Insecta; Diptera; Chironomidae
Source: the annotation of a GenBank genome assembly
GAAAUGAGGCAAUAUUUUUAGUAUUUUAGUGUUCAUUUAGGUCUCGUCGCGAAACGAUUCGCAAAACAGAAAGAAAAUGUGUGGAAAAUUAGCUUUAACUCUCUCCCUGUUGCUUUUUAUCAGCUUCUUUGCAUUUUGUGCAUGCGAUGUCGACAUAACUUCACAACCGGAGAAAGUCUCAAGCACAAAGCGCAUGAGAUUCACAAGACGCAGCACAACACCCACAACAUCAGUUGCCACAUCAACAAUAACUGUUGAUGAUGAAAAAACUAGCUUGUCUUCCGACGAUACUCUAAGUUCCGUUGCGGAAAACUUAAUCAAAUCAACAGAUGAAAGAAAUUCGAAUGAGACCCUUGAGUCGAUUGAAUCAUCGAUUGUGACAGCGUCCCCGCCUGCUCCUUCGAUUUAUGUAGAGAUUUCAACUAAGAAGUCGUUGCGUGUUCGAAACUGUGGAGAGAGAAUUGGCGACGACAUUCCUUUCAUUGCUAUUCUUGUUCAUACAAAUCCUCAUGAAGGAAACACAACAAGAAAACGGAGAACUUUAAGUAAAGGGGUUUUAAUAUCUGAGAGGUUUGUUUUGGCAACCGUGUCUUCAAUUUAUCAUAGCGAGCCAUUUUGGAUCGUUUCAUCAGUUCGUCUUGGUGACUUUGUGACCUGGAACAAGUACGCAAAUCGAGAUAAAAGUGUUUCAAUUGAGAUCGAUGUCGACGAAAUUUUCAUGCAUAAGAAGAAAGAUUUAGGUUUGAUAAAGCUUAAAGAAGUAGUGACAUUCACUGACAUCAUUAGACCGGCAUGUUUGCCGUUAUCAGAUAAUUACAAUUUCAAAGAACUUCAUUCACAUCUUUGUAAACGUUCACAACAUAACAAAGCGCCAGCAGAUGUUUCGUUGGAAUUUGCGGCACCGCUUUCAUCUUUCGACUGCCGACAAUUCUUUUCACGUAAACACAUAGCGAUAUCUAAACAAGAAUUCUGUGUGUGGGAUGAAACUGGUGAUGAUUGUGCGGGUGACAUUGGAAACGCUUUGUUCACAACACACAAUGGUCGUCUGUUUCUUGUUGGGCUUCGUUCUUAUGCAGAAACUAAUGACGAUUAUGUGGAUCCUGACGAAUAUCCUGGGGUUUAUGUAAAGGUUGGAGCUUUCCUUGAUUGGAUUUCCUCGAUAUAUGCAUUUGAGGAUAAAAUAAAGUCUUGAGAUGUCUUAUUUUAUUUGAAAAUUUAAAUAGAAACGUGACAAAAUGGAAUAAAAAAUAAAACAAGUGAAAGGCGUUAUGCU